Messenger RNA from Didymosphaeria variabile, 1107 nucleotides. RefSeq lists its product as uncharacterized. Bases 1 to 1107 code for a protein of 368 amino acids. Lineage: Eukaryota; Fungi; Ascomycota; Dothideomycetes; Pleosporales; Didymosphaeriaceae. The record is from RefSeq and is a predicted model, not a curated record. Gene Ontology annotation, cellular component: cytoplasm; nucleus. The transcript has 2 exons.
AUGGACCUUUCGACAGCGGCUGCUGUUGAAAAGAAAGGAUCCGUACAUCAUGACACCCAUGCACAGCCCCCUGAGUUCAUUCAAAGACAACAUUGGAAAUACCAAAGCAUGCGAAGGGCGGAUCUAGAAAACGACACCAGCAUCCAGGAUCUUAGUAAUUGGGAGAAUCUCACAGAGAAACAGCAGGAUAUAUGGAGACCGGCGGGUGCAAUUCCAGGAGACCAAGUUCGGGCCGCGUGUGAAGCAUAUGCUGGAGGAAAGCCACUCCAGACACCUGUUGAAGAUGUUCCUUUCUUCGAACAUCGAGACUUUCCAGGCCUGCAGGUUGUUCCUGGUCUUCUGCCGCCCGAGACACAGGUUUUGUUCACGUCUUGUUUAAUGCAUCGAGAUCUCGCGGAUCCGGGCCAUAAGAUGAAUCUCCAGGCGGAUUACGACGUCCCUUACCCACCCAAAUCAUCAUCAGCAGACCCACAGCGCUUCGAUAGUUCCUUCUUCGCUCGCGAACGAGCGGCUGCUGAAGAUGUUCUUGUACCGAAGGUACCGGUCAAGCACAAACAGCUAAACAACGAACAAUUUCUGUACACGAAACUACGCUGGCUUACACUGGGUGAACAAUACGACUGGCCAACGCGCAGUUACGCAAAACAUGCCACGCCUUUCCCAGCGGACCUUUCAACCCUCGUUACUGGCCUGUUUCCACACAUACGCCCGGAAUCCGGAGUCGUCUUGAUGUACGGAGCGAAAGAUUUCAUGCCUGUACAUCGCGAUGUCAGUGAGCAGUGCCAACGCGCCCUUGCUAGUUUCAGCGUAGGUUGUGAUGGUAUUUUCAUCAUGGCUCGAGGAGAAGACGAAGGUGAGGGGGACAAUGCGCCGAGAACCGUCGCGAUCAGGAUUCGAAGUGGAGAUGUGGUCCAUCUGACAGGCCAAGCACGAUGGGCCUGGCAUGCAAUGGCUCGAACUAUACCGAGUACAUGUCCUUCCUAUCUAUCCGACUGGCCGCUUGGUACGCCGGGCGCAACCCCGGAAGAGCAGAAAAUGCAUAAGAAGUGGAAGGGAUACAUGGGCACGAAGCGUAUCAAUGUCAGCUGUCGCCAGGUUUGGGACUGA